This is a messenger RNA of Wyeomyia smithii (pitcher-plant mosquito), 4060 nucleotides long. RefSeq lists its product as uncharacterized. The coding region runs from base 478 to 1362 and encodes 294 amino acids. NCBI's taxonomy places the organism in Eukaryota, Metazoa, Arthropoda, Insecta, Diptera, Culicidae. The record is from RefSeq and is a predicted model, not a curated record. The transcript has 2 exons.
CGAAAACGGGACAAAAACGAAAUUGCUUCACAUGCUCGAGCUGGUAGAUAAAGAAAGUUAGCAAUUUUUGAAGGCAAGUUAUUAGCUUUAUUACGAGUGAACUUUCGGUUGAUCUAACAAGUGCGAUUCAUUUAUCAAUACAAAAAACUGAAGAACCUUGUGGCUGUUUUCCGCAACAAAGCUCAAUCUGGUCGCACUGCUUCCUGACCGUCCGACCGUUGCGCACCAGCAGCGAAACAGGUUCUCGGCUUAACAUUUCACUGCCACAGUGCGGGGAUCAUUCGGCAAAGUCGCGUUGAACGGUGCAGACCGGACAGUGAAUAACGCCGCGCGUGCGAGAGAGAGAAAUUCAAGUGUGUUUUCCUCCUAACCCAAUCAGACACUGGAGUAACGAAUUCGGUUGAACUGUUCAGUGGCAAAAAAAAAAUUCCAGCAUAAGUGUGAGAAAUAUGAAAGUUUCAGCCUAAAGUGUGUGAAAUGGCCGGUCAAAAAUUUUUCCACGGCCUCACAGAGGCCAUGAUUAACCGAGUGUCCGAAGUACCCGAUAGACAGAAGUCGAGUUUUUUCUGGCCCGAUGAGUACAGGGAGGAUCCUCAGGAGGCGUAUCAAACCAGCAGUCGUAGACAAUCUACUACGUCCUCGACGCCCAACACGGGCUGUGCUAGUCCGGCCAGUGAACUGGACACUACAGACACACCCAAGCAACGACAUCGUGGAAAUGCUCGUUCACAUAUCGAAUUUUACGACGACUAUGAGUCGUCAUUUUCCCAGUUAGAACGCGAAAGACAACGAGAAAAACUAAGAAUAGCCGCUUUUCUCCGGGAGCAAGAUGACGAUGUCAGCGAGGCAGCAAAAACUCGUCGUCAGAAUACACUCAAGUCCAACUUUUCUUUCAACGAUUUUCCCGAAACACCAGAAGAAAAAACCACGCAAAAGCCACCCAUCAAACCAACCAACGGACACCAUCAUCAGCCAAUGGCUGCAACAACUCCAGAUCACGAAGAUCCGUUACGAACAAGCCCACUACCCAAUUAUAAUGGAGGCUUGCAACGUAGGCAGCAGUAUUCGCCGGCUUCCUCCGAGUACCACUAUUCAGCUCGCUACACCGGAAGCUACGAUGACUUUGAGGACGAUCGAAGUUACAAAUCGAACGACUUCAAUUACGGCAACUUCAGCCCGCCGGGAACCCCAUCGAGUGCGGAUCUGAACGAACACAAACGACUAUCCCAGAGGCAUCUGCGGUCCAGCAUAAACUUCGCCAACGGCGUGGCGGUUGCCGACGAAGACGAAUGCGCUCGGAAACCGGCCACGGUGCGUGAUUCCGCCACAGAACGCGUGGGUGUUGGAUUACCAAAUUUGUAGAUAGCAGCAAAUGACAACCAAACUAUACGGAACGAUGGAGGGGGGUUUGGGUUGAGGGCAACGGGGCAGUCGAAUGAACGUGGAGGCGAAUCGGUGAGCUAAUAAGGCGCAUAGCAAACAUUUUUGAUGGCAACCUACUAUGAAACUGAUUUUUUUUCUGGUGUGGUGUUAUUUUCAUUUCUCGUUGCAUAUAAAUAUCGCCGUCGUCUGAUGCAGGGCGCGCGCUCUGCAACGGCAGGCCAAUUCGAGUGAAUGGAGAAUACAAUCGUUUGCGGAAGCAUCCCAAGUUCGGCAUCUUUUUUUCUUGGUGUCAAAAUAUGGAAGAAAAAAUAAUAGCUAUAUAAAUAAAACACAGCUUUUCGAAGAAACCCGGGCAUUACCAUUGUCGCUCGAUAGAAUAAAUGAAAGAGAGAAGCCGAAUUUUUAAUUAGUUUGAGCGGAACAAACAAGCAGCUGCAAACCAGUUUCAUGCUUCGAGUAUUUCGGAUAAUCACUCGAGAUAAACUGUUUGCAUGACAUUACUAGGUGAAUUUGAAAAAAAAAAUAAUAAAAAUGCUAUUUCGUAAUUAUUGAAAAACGUUCAAAUUAUUUACAGUAAAACAAACAGUUUAAAAAUUAUUUCAAGCUAAACCAAACGUGCAAAAGUAAAAAUUUAAUCUUAACGUGUUUAACUUGUGGAGUGCUUGAAGAGUUUUUCUAACUGUGGUUAAGUUCCAGCAUGUGGAGUUUGUCUGCUGUAAGAGAUUUGCUCGGAAUCAUUUCUUCUAGUGUACGGUAUUAACUAACAAAUAGUUUAAAUGUGAUUGUUCGGCUUCUCUCAAGCAUUCGUUACCACAUUCCACAAAUAUUUCUUAAAUAUCCAAAGCGACUAAGAGUUUGUAAUAUUAAAAGAACAUAAAAUAUUAUCAGUAAUAUUGAUUCAAAACUCGUUUUUUUCUCAUCCCCAAAUCAGCAAACUGGAACAGAUUAUGAAAAACAACGUGAUUCUUUUUGACCGAGAGUUUCAGCACAAUAUUUUCGUUAGAAUGAUGUGAGAGCAGCGUUCUUGUCGCCGGAUUUGAAUCUACUUAUGGUGACUUAAAAAAAACUUGUUUUCCUGGCUCUGUUUUCGGUAACUUAUUGUACGUUUUUGAUCGGUUGAUUUGAACACAAUUUCUGAAAUAACAUCAAUUACUGGCAUUUUAGAAAUCCAAAAAUGUUCAAGUUCUAGAGAAGAGCAUUGUUGACGCCAUACUACACUUAGUUUUCUAAUGAGUUUUAUGUCAAGUUAACGGUGAUCCCUCAAGAUGUGGAAGAUAAUGUGCAUUAUUUAAACAAUAAAUUUUGAAUUGAAUACUCAAUUGAAAAUUUUUGAAUUAGUUUUGAAUGUUCGUUUAGUCUCGUACAUUUUUCGCGUUUUUAGCCAGUUAUCGUUUCCAAUUCAACCAAACUUAGCCUUCUGUUAACUGAUGUAAAGACACCUCCUAAUAUUUGAUAAAUUGCACAACAGUCAAGUGGUUAACUCUUGUAGUCUUGCAUAAGUUGUAGAGCAGCUUUGGGAAUGAUAACUAAGCUGCUUUGAAAUGAAUUCGAAUAGCUUUAUUAUGCUUUGAUAUCAUCAACAAAAAGCCUAAUUGGGCUCUCCACUGCCUGACAGGAAUCGUAAUCAAUCCUCUCUCACACAUGUACGAUAUCUAUCGGAAAAACGCAAAAACCAUGAUUCGUAGCAAAAUUUUAUAACAGACUAUGUAGUCUACUAAACCUACUGCGUGAUCAAAAAUAGUUUUUACAGAUUUUUUUAUAGCAAAUAUGAAACCAUUGAUUGAGCAUAAAACAGUAUGUUUUUCAAAACAGAGUUUUUAAGAGCGAGUUCGCGAGAGGCGCAACCGCAUGUUGUUUUGAUGUUCUCCGAUUGGGCUGAAAUUUUCAGCGCUUGUUUGUCUAUUCAAGGUAGGAAGUUUUGCAAAAUUUCAUUUUUUUUCAUUGAGGUUAAGUGGGAUAAACGGCCCUUGAGCAUAAUAUGUCCAGAAACGUCCAAAUACUAAAAAGUGCAAAGCUCCUGCUAGUCUUGAUAGAUUUUUCUAAAAAUUUGUGGUAUUUUUCUACACUAAGAAUACAUCAAAACGCAAGGUCACAGUAUAUGGCAAAAAGGUAACAUGACGAAAAAAUGCAUUUUUCUUUUAAAAAUUGUCAACUUGUCAGGGUCUUCCUACUCUUCUCAACAUCGCUAGAAAAAAUAUCUAAAUAAAGCGUUUUGUAGUGCAACUCAAGAACUUUAAUGUCAUGUAUAAGCCAAGUGUGCCAAAUGGGGUGAAACGGCCCUGGAAGUUUUUUUUUUAAACCGUCAAAAUCACUAGAAUCGCUAUAUUUCCUGCUGGACUUAAUAGAUUUUGCUGAAAAUUUGGACAAACUGUUGUUUUUUCACUCCAAUGUAUAAAUUUUGUAAAUUUUCAGGUCGAUCUGCAGAACAAUACGAUUGCGCCUGAUUUUUUUAAGUUUUCAUACGGUUUUAUAUGGAAAGAUACACUUUUCCAAAACUUGUUCUCCGAAGAUGUCCAGUUAGCCCUUAGAAAUAUAUCGGUACAUAACAUUUAUAGACAAUCUCCCUAGGGAAAAUUCUUUUGAAGAUCGUAAGGUGCUACGGUGCUUGUAAAGAGAGUUAUUUAGGGACCAUACUUAAAUGACGUAGCAUUGAUGGGGGAGGGGGGAUAUCAUCGUU